Verruconis gallopava is the source of this 1011-nucleotide messenger RNA. RefSeq lists its product as uncharacterized. The transcript has 3 exons. The record is from RefSeq and is a predicted model, not a curated record. Gene Ontology annotation, cellular component: COPII-coated ER to Golgi transport vesicle; Golgi membrane; endoplasmic reticulum membrane. Gene Ontology annotation, biological process: endoplasmic reticulum to Golgi vesicle-mediated transport. Bases 93 to 797 code for a protein of 234 amino acids. Gene Ontology annotation, molecular function: COPII receptor activity. Lineage: Eukaryota; Fungi; Ascomycota; Dothideomycetes; Venturiales; Sympoventuriaceae.
GAGCCACAGUGCAGACUUUUGUCCUCAUCAAGAUGUCUGGCAGAUAGCAGACGACCUCUCGUUAGACCAAAGUACCACAACUGAGAAGCAAAAUGUGGAUUCUUCCCCUUGUAGGCUACAUUGGCCUCAUUUUGGGCUUCUGCUUCCUUACCCUUGCAAUAGCGUCGGGCCUCUACUACCUCUCCGAGCUUGUGGAAGAGCACACAGUUUUCGCCAAAAAGCUUCUCCAGCGCUUAAUCUAUUCGGUCAUCGCUCUCCAGAUUCUGCUUUGCGUUGUGGACCGCUUCCCGUUCAUGCUGAGCAUGCUUAGCGUUGGGAGCCAUGUAGUAUACAUGCAAAAUCUGAGAAGGUUCCCUGUGGUGAAGCUGACGGAUCCAAUGUUCCUUCUCUCAUGCGUGCUCGUAUUGCUGAAUCACUACCUAUGGUUCAACCACUUUCAAGCACCGCCAAAGCAUACAUCAGGGACGUCUUAUUACUAUAACGAUCCGAUAGCAUCGUCGUAUCCGACCUUCACAGAGAUAUCGUCGUAUUUCGGACUCUGCGUGUGGCUAGUUCCCUUCUCGCUUUUUGUAGCACUCAGCGCAGGCGAAAAUGUUCUUCCAAGCAUGGGUAGCGAAUAUGCCACUGGUGAGGGCAGCAGUUUUGUGACUCCCGGAAAGGACCCUGCAGCUGCUGCGAAGGGGUUAAAGGGCAGAGAAGGCAUGGCGAAGCAAGCUGUUAAUGGUGUGAGAGAAUGGUUCUCAGAGGCUGGGGCAAGCUUAGGCCUCUGGAAGGGCGAAAACAUACGGAAAUGGUGAUGACGAGUCUCGGCGGUCAAAGUCUGUAUGAGUAUGUAAAACUAGCAACAAAGCGCGGUAUUGCGUUCUAUGUCACUUCUCUGGUUGAGACGCUCUAGAUUAUGCCUUAGGCCAACACCAUCCUGUGAUUUAACAAUUUCUCUUCCCAGGCCUAACAUUCUCCCACCAUAGAAAUUAAAAAUCACUCACCAUACUAUAGAUAGUAGUCCCUUAG